UACAAUUCAGGGAGAAAUAUGGGUGAAGUUCAGGCCGUCAGGGAUGUUCAGAAGACCUUCGUUGCUCCAGCAAUAAAGUCUUUUGAGCACUAUGACUUCUCCCGAGCCAAAAUCUGUUGCAGCCUCACAUGGCUGGUGGCCAAAGCGUACGGGACAGACAGCAUCCCAACUGACUUGAAGGACCCCUUCUACACAGACCAGUAUGAGCAGGAGCACCUGAAGCCUCCUGUGACCAGCCUCCUGCUGUCUGCAGACCUUUACUGCAGGGCCGGCAGCCUCAUCCUGAAGAGUGAAGCCUCCAAGCCCCUGCUGGGCCAUGAUGCUGUGAUCCAGGCGCUGGCACAGCGUGGACUCUACGUCACCGACCAGGAGAGACUGGUCACUGAGAGGGACCUUCGAAAGAGGCCUCUACAAAUGAGCGCCCAUCUGGCAAUGAUAGACACUCUGAUGAUGGCUUACACGGUGGAGACUGUGAGUGUGGAGAAGGUGAUGGCCUGCAUUGGUCAGUAUUCAUCCUGCAACCCUGAGGUGGAAACGCCAUAUGAUACAGAAGAUGCAGUGACCACGUGGCUCAACAAGGUAAAUGAAUAUUUGAAAGACAUUGUGGCUCAGGAGCAGAGGAAGAAGGAGGCACAGAGCGCUGAGCCUGCUGGGAGUCCUCGGUCUCCAACCAAGUGGUACAUGAAGCUUGUGCCUGCUCGGUACAGGAAAGAGCCGGCCUCGACCCAGCUAGUUCCCUGGAUCCCCCCAGUGGACAACCUGCUGAAAGACAGCACAGAUGGCUCGGCCCUGGGUGCUCUGCUGCAUUUCUACUGCCCUCAGCUGCUACCACUGGAUGAUGUCUCUCUGAAGGAGAACAUGACGCUGGCUGAUCGGCUGUACAACCUGCAGCUCAUCCAGGACUUCUGCAAAGACAACCUGAACAGCUGCUGCCACUUCAGCCUGGAGGACAUGCUCUACGCCUCCUCCACCAUCAAGAAUAACUACCUGGUGUUUAUGGCAGAGCUGUUUUGGUGGUUUGAAGUGGUCAAGCCGUCUUUUGUGAAACCAAGAAAACUGGACAGCGAAGGCACAGAGCCCUCAGCCGUGCUGAAGAGUAUGCCAGCUAUCCCCAUCUCCAAGGCAACCAAGAGAAGCUUCAUGGAAAGACCCCCCAGCCCUGAGCGACCCAGUUUACCCCUCCGACCCCAGCCCAGAAACUCAGGAGAGAUCAAGAGGUCAACCUCAAUGUCUUUUGUUGAUGGCAACCUUGGCACCUGGCCCAAAGAGAAAAGGUCUGGACCUUAUGGAGUGUCUUUUGACAUCCCCUUUGACAAAGAGGACUCUGCUCCUGCCCCUCUUUCCUCCACACGUGGCAUGGUCAGGUCUGUCAGCACCGAUGAUGGUUCCGGUUUCAAGGUCCACCACCUGCCCCAUGGAAUGAAGCGGAAUCUGUCCUUCCAGCCAGUGAAUGGUCAGAAUGUUGGCAUUGAGGAGGAAGGUUGCCCAGACAGCCUAGCUGGUAUGGAGCCUGGCCGGCGAGCUUAUCCCAACGGACAUGGGAGUGUCAUGGCAACAACUCCUUCCAUGGAGGAGGCUCUUCAAAUUAUCCACAGUCCUAGCAGGCCCCCAGUGGAGGGCAUCAACAACGGUUUCUUCCUCCACAGUCAGGACCAUGGAGCUAGUGUUGGUGGCUUAGAGCCAUUGUCUGAGGUGGACUCCAAAGGACCUCUGAGCACCACAGACACCACAGAGGUAGACACUGGCAUCCAUAUCCGAACAGAGGACAUGCUGGAUGAGGAUUCUUCUCUGAAAGACUGCUCUGUGAACAUGGAGCUGGAUAUGGACUCACCAAGCCCUUGCCCAAGCAGCCAGAGCAAAUCCCCUUCAGGAGUGAAGUUGACCAGCUUUGCUGAACAGAAGUUGAGGAAGCUCAAUCCAUCAGCACCUGACUCAGGGAGGGGCAGCAGCAGCUCCCUCAAGACCACUCCUGAGGGCUCUGAGUUUGGCCUCCCAUUAUCUGUCUCCUGGGCCCCAACCCCUGAGCACAGCCCCAUCCAUCAACAAACCACACCGCCCCUUACUGCUCAAGCAUCGCCAACACCUGUCCAGCUUCCACCCAAUGACCCCGCUCAAGUCAUGGCUACGGAGAUGGUACAGCUGAGGAUGAGGUUGGAGGAGAAACGGAAAGCCAUUGAAGCACAGAAGAAGAAAGUGGAGGCGGCUUUUACAAGGCAUCGGCAAAAGAUGGGUCACUCAGCGUUUCUCAAUGUGGUAAAGAGAAAAGGGGAUGGGGCCGCCAGUGGAGAGGAAGGAGGGAAAACUGAGGGAGAAGGCAAGGCAGCAAGCACAAGUCCCGUCUUUAAGUUUGGGAGGAGGAAGGCAGACACACCCGAUGGGGCAGAGCAAAGCAGCACAGCCUCCUGCUGGACAAAGUCACCCGGUGCAGGGGAAGAGGGCGGACAAAGUCAUGCUCAGCUAACCGAGGUGGAUCUCACAGAGUACACACGUUCUAUUGAGAAACUCAACCACUCAUUAGCCUUCCUCCAGACUGAGAUGCAGCGACUGGCUCAGCAGCAGGAAGUCAUCAUGGCCAUGAGGGAGCAACAACAUCAGCAGGCGUGGGUCAUCUCUCCUCCACAUACAAACCCGUCACCACAAAAACACAGUCGAGCCGGAGCUGUUACUCGAUCCUCAGGACCCUCUUCUCCUGCCGAUUCUCCUCGUUCCACCCACCGCUCUCCAACCAGCAUCAAACGCAAAUCUGCCUCCUUCCACUCACGUAAUCCCCGCACUGCUCGUCCCAGUGAGCUCAAGCUUGCUCCCUACAGUCGAGUCCUAACUGCCCCGCAAUCUGUCGAUAGCAUCCCAAGGCUACGGCGAUUUUCUCCCUGCCAGCCUUUGGCAAGUUCCUUUGUUUACAUGGGGGAGAAACCAGCAACCGCCAAUCCAGAGACAGUAGCCCCAGAAGGAGAUAAAACCAAGGAGACUGAUUCCCUCCUUUCCCCAGAGAGAGAGUUUGCCAGUAUAUGUGUAGCCAGCUCACCCCCCAGCUCCCCUGACCUGCAGAACAAAAGAGAGCAAACAGAAGUAGACUCAAAUGUCAAAACCCAGGAAAGGGAGGCUCACAGCCAAUCCAAGAUUGCUGUCAUGGAAACAGAUGAACAGAAAGCCGGAGUUCAGAAGUCAAUUGUAGAUGUCAAACCCACCAUAGAGUCAUCAUUUCCUGAGGUUCUGGCCCACCCUGUGGUAGAAACCUUUACAGUUACACCUACAGAGAUCCCUCCCCAGCCAGAAGCCUCAGGCCAAGCAAAGAGCAGCUUGAUUGAAGUUCCUCUGUCAGUCACGAAGCCACUGGAGGACCUGACCCUUGACGAUGGACUGGAGAUGCAGCAGGGUAACGUGGAAGGCCUAGAUGAGGAGCAGAAGAUGUGCAGAGGUUUCUUCUUCAAGGAGGACGGAAAGGCAGAGGAGAAUAUGGCUCAGAGGAGGGCAGCUUUGCUGGAGAAAAGGAUGAGGAGGGAGAAGGAGAGCCAGCAGAGGAAGAUGCAGCUGGAGGCUGAGCUAGAGCAGAAGAAAGAGGAAGCACGAAUGAAAGCAGAGGAGGAACGUCUCAGGAAGGAGGAGGACAAGGCCAGGAGAGAGUUCAUCAAACAGGAAUAUCUCAGGAGGAAGCAGCUCAAACUGAUGGAGGACAUGGACACUGUCAUCAAACCUCGACCAGCCGGUGGAGCCAAGCAGAGGCGGGGCCGGCCAAAGUCCAUCCAUCGUGACAGUAUGGACUCCCCCAAAACCCCUGUCAGAGCUGCCACAGUCUCCAGCUUGUCCCUGGCUUCCCUCAACCUGGGAGACAGCGACAGCGUUCACUCUGAGAAGAGGACACCAAGAAGUUCUAGUUUAGCCUCUGGCAGUCUCUUCUACUUUCUGAGCUCUCCUAAACUGAGAAGGAGAAGGCCAGAUUCUGCAGACAGCUUCCUGUCCCCAAGUCGCUCUAGCAGCAGGAAUGGAGAAAAGGACUGGGAAAAUGGAUCCACAACCUCCUCUGUUACAUCCAACACAGAGUACACCGGACCAAAACUAUACAAGGAACCCAGUGCCAAGUCUAACAAGCACAUCAUCCAGAACGCUCUGGCUCACUGCUGCCUCGCAGGCAAGGUCAAUGAGGGCCAAAAGAACAAGAUCCUGGAGGAAAUGGAAAAAUCGGAGGCCAACAACUUCUUAGUGUUGUUCCGUGAUGCCGGCUGCCAGUUCCGCUCACUCUACACUUACUGCCCCGAGACAGAAGAGAUCAACAAGCUGACAGGUAUCGGCCCCAAGAGCAUCACACGCAAGAUGAUAGACGGCCUCUACAAGUACAACUCGGACAAAAAGCAGUUUAGUCAGAUACCAGCCAAGACCAUGUCGGCCAGCGUGGACGCGGUGACGAUCCACAACCACCUCUGGCAAACCAAGAAGCCAGCCACCCCUAAAAAAGUAGUGCCUGCCCUGUCCUAAUGGAACUUGGUACCCGUAACAUCACCAUUACUCCCUCAAAUGGAACAUCCUCAUUUCAAUUUGCACUUCACUGUACAUAUCCAUAAAGAUUCA
Molecule: messenger RNA, 4566 nt
Organism: Toxotes jaculatrix (banded archerfish)
Lineage: Eukaryota; Metazoa; Chordata; Actinopteri; Toxotidae
Gene: camsap2a
Product: calmodulin regulated spectrin-associated protein family, member 2a
Exons: 19
Coding region: 19-4473 (1484 amino acids)
Biological process (GO): neuron projection development; negative regulation of microtubule depolymerization; cytoplasmic microtubule organization
Cellular component (GO): microtubule minus-end
Molecular function (GO): microtubule minus-end binding; spectrin binding; calmodulin binding
Source: RefSeq, a predicted model, not a curated record